Messenger RNA from Rotaria sordida, 246 nucleotides. NCBI's taxonomy places the organism in Eukaryota, Metazoa, Rotifera, Eurotatoria, Philodinida, Philodinidae. The record is from the annotation of a GenBank genome assembly.
AUGGCAAGGCCUACAACAACUACAGCAACAACAGUAAUUGGGUCGGAUGACUCCGAUGAUAAGGUGUUUCUAUUUGUGGAUUGGGCAAACACGUUUCAAGAAGCAGCAAAACAGCAUGACCCAAAAAGAUUUCCAAAUCCUUCAAUACCUGCAGUAAGUAUUAUGAUUGGAAAUGCAUUAGAGUUUUCUAGUAAUAAUCUAAUUAAAAAAUCUCGUCAUUGUAGCUCAAUAAGAGCUGCGCUAUAG